UUUAAUAACUGGCCAAUGUCUUGACUGUUCACUCUAUGCUCAGAUAAUAGCCUGGAGAGGUUACUACUCACCUUAAGGAACUGUUUGACUCUUUUUGAUAGGCUUUCUGAACCACUGCUGCAUCAUUUUGUCAUAUUUUUGGAUACCGUUGUACCUGUGUCAUUACCUGAGCCAGUGGGAUUUGUGCGGUAAGACUGGGCCUUUGUCAAAGAAACAUGAAACGUGCGUUGGUGUAUGUUGGUGUGCUAAUCGCCAUAAUGGCUGUGACAGAAGGAAGACCUAAAUCAGCUGAACCAAAGUGUAAAUCUGGCCCAGUCGACCUUGUGUUCAUCAUCGACGGCUCACGCAGCGUUCGUCACCAUGAGUUUGAGACAAUGCGCAAGUUCAUGAUAGACAUCAUCCAUGAGCUGGACAUUGGCCUGGAAGCUACAAGAGUUGGUGUGGUCCAGUACUCCAGUCAAGUCCAGAACGUGUUUUCCCUCAAAGCCUUCAGCAAGCCUGCUCAGAUGGUCAAAGCAAUCAACGAGAUCAUUCCAUUGGCACAGGGAACCAUGACAGGCCUGGCCAUCCGCUAUGCCAUGAACGUAGCCUUCUCUGCUGAAGAAGGUGCCCGUCCCAAUGUCCCCCACGUAGCGGUUAUUGUGACGGAUGGCCGUCCUCAGGACCGUGUGGCUGAAGUGGCAGCUGCUGCGAGGGAGUCUGGGAUUGAGAUCUACGCCGUUGGUGUCGCCAGGGCUGAUAUGACCUCACUGCGAGCUAUGGCAUCUCCACCGUUUGAGGAUCACGUGUUCCUGGUGGAGAGGUUUGACCUCAUUCACCAGUUUGGUCUUCAGUUCCAAGACAAGCUUUGUGGGAUGGACUUGUGUCUGGAAUCAGAUCACGGCUGUCAGCACAUCUGUGAGAGCUCGCCUGGCUCCUACCACUGUCUGUGUCUGCCUGGAUACACGCUCAACGAGGACGGCAAGACCUGCACACCCAUUGAUCUAUGUGCUGAAGGGAAGCAUGAUUGUGACCAGAUCUGUAUUGCUUCACCCGGGUCAUUCACAUGUGACUGUAACACAGGAUACACGCUCAACGACGACAAGAGAACUUGCACAAUGAUCGAUUACUGCUCCUUUGGGAAUGAUAGCUGCGAGCAUCAGUGUGUGAGUGUGCUCAGUGGCUUUAAUUGUCACUGCAACGAAGGAUACUCACUCAACGAUGACCUGAAAACCUGCACAAUGAUCGACUACUGUUCAUUUGGGAAUGAUAGCUGUGAGCACGAGUGUGUGAGUGUGCUUCAGAGCUUUUAUUGCCGCUGCCAUGAAGGAUACACACUCAAUGAAGAUGAAACAACGUGCACAAUGAUCGACUACUGCUCAUUUGGGAAUGAUAGCUGCGAGCACGAGUGUGUGAGUGUGCUCAAUGGCUUUAACUGCCGUUGUAAAGAUGGAUACUCACUCAAUGCUGACAUGAAGACCUGUACAAUGAUUGAUUACUGCGCAUUUGGGAACGAUAGCUGCGAGCACCAGUGUGUGAGUGUCCUGAAAGGCUUUCACUGCAUUUGUAACGAUGGAUACUCACUCAACGAUGACAAGAAGACCUGUACAAUGAUCGACUACUGUUUAUUUGGGAAUGAUAGCUGUGAGCACGAGUGUGUGAGUGUCCUGAAAGGCUUUCACUGCCGUUGUAAAGAUGGAUACACUAUCAAUGAUGACAAGAAGACCUGCACAAUGAUUGAUUACUGUUCAUUUGGGAAUCACAGUUGUGAUCAUCACUGUGUUAGUGUGCUCAAUGGCUUCUACUGUCGCUGCAACGAGGGAUACACUCUUCAGGAGAAUGGGAAGACCUGCCAGUCGGAUAACUUGUGUAACACAGUGGAACAUGGUUGUGAAUACCAGUGUGUGAGCACUCUGGGAUCAUACCACUGCAUAUGUCCUGAGGGCCAUGUGCUACAGGACAACGGCAAGAGCUGCGGAACCUGUCGAUCCUCCAACAUUGACCUGGUCCUCCUCAUCGAUGGUUCCAAGAGCGUGCGGCCGCAGAAUUUCGAGCUUGUCAAGCAGUUUGUUAACCAGGUGGUGGAUCAGCUGGACGUCUCCCCUAAAGGAACACGCGUGGGUCUCGUCCAGUACUCAAGCAGAGUGCGGACAGAGUUUCCGCUCAGCAUGUAUCAGACAAAGGAAGAGAUCAAAAAGGCUGUGAUGAAUGUGGAAUACAUGGAGAAGGGGACCAUGACAGGCUUGGCUCUCAAACACAUGGUGGAGAGCAGCUUCUCCGAGGCUGAUGGAGCCCGUCCUGCUGAGAAGAACAUCCCACGGGUCGGCCUGGUCUUCACUGAUGGGCGAUCGCAGGAUGAUAUUCAAGAGUGGGCCAAGAAGGCCAAGGAAGCCGGUAUCACCAUGUAUGCUGUUGGUGUGGGUAAAGCUGUGGAGGAUGAGCUGAGAGAGAUUGCCUCUGAGCCCAUGGAAAAACACUUCUUCUACACCGCCGAUUUCACUGCCAUCAGCCAGAUCGCUGAGAACCUCAAACUCAAUGUCUGUGCAGCUGAGAGUCAAGGAGAGAUUGAGGUUAAGGACCCUUGCGCUUGUGAAAGCCUUGUGGAGUUCCAGCAGGUUACGAUGUCCACCCUAGACCAGCUCAACCAGAAACUGUCAGCUAUGACCAAGCGAUUGGAAGUUCUAGAGAGCCAGUUGCUCACAAGAAAAUGAGAGAGCGCUUCACACAACAGUGCAGAUGAGGACGGGGCCCACUGGGUGUGAAGGGCCCCACAGUCACAAGGUCUACAGGUGUAGAUGCCUGAGGCAUGAGGUCCAUUAUUUACGGUGCCAUUUUUGAAAGUGGCUGAUAUUGUUCCCUAUUUAUACAUGAUCUGUAUUGUAUGAUUUAAAUAUAGGUAUGUAUUUAUGGCAAAUGUGAUAUUAGCAUUUACACACUAAAAAGGGAAAUUAAGUGUUUGGUACCACUCUGAAAUAUUGUCUUCUUUAUUAUUAUUUGCAUCAUUUUGGCACCAAAUUUAUGCACAGUGUGUGACCAUGUAUCUGUAAAACCUUUAUGCACAAAUGCAUUACAAAAAAAAAAAAGUUACAAAUUGUUCUGUUAUACAGUUUUAGAAUCAUUAGUUUACAGAGAAAAUACUAAUACCAAAAGAAUCAAACACUGCACUCUGUCAUAUUACCAAAGCUGUUGCCUGUCAGUGUUGUGCAUGAAUAUUUGAAAUAGUCAGAGGAGCAUGUCUGAUAUUUGUUAAAUGUUAAACUGGACUGCAAAAAGAUUUUAGACUCAAGAAUGGCCUAAAUGGUUUGUUAACAUAAAAUGAGAUUUGAAAAAUUGUCUAAACAGGGUAAUGUGUAAAAGAGCCCCUUAAGAUUGCAGUUUGUAUGUUUUUAUUGAAUACAGAAUCUAGUUAUGAUACCUCAGAGUACUCUGGCCUCAGGUUCUUAUGUUUUCUAGAUGUUUGCAAAAAAAAGCCCCCAUUAUAAGGCUCUUAUAUGUGAAUUCUUGUACUUUUUGUACAAUUUCCUAAUAACACUCUUUUUUUUAAAUGGUCAAAGUGUGUCUGUAUUCUUUCAAAGUAUGAAAUAAAGAUGUUUUCAGAUUGCUCUCAAGAUGCCGAAAGUUCUACUAUGAUAUACAGUAUAAUGAAUUUACUAUCUCUAGUGAUAUACUAAUAUCUUCUAUAAUAGAUAAUAAAAUAUAAUGAAACUUAUAAAUGAUGUUCAGGUGCAUCUCAAUAAAUUAGAAUGAUGUGGAAA
Molecule: messenger RNA, 3734 nt
Organism: Carassius carassius (crucian carp)
Lineage: Eukaryota; Metazoa; Chordata; Actinopteri; Cypriniformes; Cyprinidae
Product: matrilin-4-like
Exons: 16
Coding region: 216-2690 (824 amino acids)
Molecular function (GO): calcium ion binding
Source: RefSeq, a predicted model, not a curated record